GUAAUUGCGCCUUGUAAAUUAUUAAACGUAAUUAUGUUAAAUUUUAUUAUUUGUACUUAUUCUUUCUACUGUAUCUUGUUGAAAAUGGUCCCAGUGUCGACUCUGAAAACCACAAGAUCGCUAUACGAUAUGGCCGAUGAUUAUGAGGAUGACAAAAAUUCUGCAAUCGCGAUCUCUGAGAAAGAUAAAGAUAAUUUCUACGAUGAUUUUUAUAUCGAAAAAGAUAUAGAAUAUAAACAUGAAUCAUCUAUGGAUAUUAUAUUCUACGGACCCCCUGAAUCAUUCAUGAGACUCGACGCCGAAACUAUACUUCAUAUUCUCUCUAACAUAAGACUGAAGCAUUUAAUUCCAGUUAAUAAAGUUCUCCAAGCUUGGGACAUUAUUACCGAUGGAAGGACGGCCGCCUAUUUACAUGGAAGGGAAUUCUUAGCUUUUGGGCCGUUAUUGAACUUUGUCCCGGAAGAAGAUUUAUACUAUGCCAAUAUGGGAGACCGGAACGUCCGUUCGUAUUUCGCUCGUUUCAGCCAAGAGUUACACUUUCGGAAGUUUGGUAUAUUAGUAGCAGCUUAUAGGCGUUAUUUCGGAAAUACCUGGUACUUGAAUGCAACCUCUGUAAACGAACUUGGCUACAUGAUAUGCGGGUUUCCACCAAAUGAGCUCAGAAAGAUUACUCCAGUAAUUAUGAAAGAUCUUCAAAGUUCCGUUCUAGGAAAAUUGAGGAAAUGUAAUGAUAAACAAGUUCAGACUCUAUAUGAAUUAGCCGUACAACCCGAAGUCUUUGGUGAGCCAUACAGAUGGACGUCACAUGAAGUAAGCCGAAUGGGAUCAUUACUUAAAUGUAUUCCAGCGGAUCAACUAAGCUCUAUACAGUUAGAAGCAAUGCCAGCAAUAACAGAUGAAGUUAUUAAGCAAUUUAGUCAGCAAAAAUUAACGCAAUUUACAAAACAGCAAAUAAUGAAAAUGCGACCAUUAACACGAAGAAUGUAUAUACUAAGAGUACAGUUAUUAUCUAGUUUUGAUGUUAACGAAUUAUCAAAACACGCUGCCGCUUAUAAUAAUGAAUCUUUUAUUUUAUUAAUUAUAUGCUUUCUCUACAGUACAUUAAUAAAAAUAUGUGUAUAUUAAA
Cydia amplana is the source of this 1126-nucleotide messenger RNA. RefSeq lists its product as uncharacterized. The record is from RefSeq and is a predicted model, not a curated record. Gene Ontology annotation, biological process: cell-matrix adhesion. The transcript has 6 exons. The coding region runs from base 34 to 1125 and encodes 363 amino acids. Gene Ontology annotation, cellular component: cell surface. Lineage: Eukaryota; Metazoa; Arthropoda; Insecta; Lepidoptera; Tortricidae.